Adineta steineri is the source of this 843-nucleotide messenger RNA. The record is from the annotation of a GenBank genome assembly. NCBI's taxonomy places the organism in Eukaryota, Metazoa, Rotifera, Eurotatoria, Adinetida, Adinetidae.
AUGAGUGUCGCACGAUAUUGGCAUACAGCAUCCACAUUAGCAAAUGGAUUAGUAUUAGUUACUGGCGGAAAUAUUGUUGGUUCUGUCAAUACUGCUGAAUUGUAUAAUUCAUCAACAGGCACUUGGACAACCACUGGAAGCAUGAGUGCCGCACGAGGAGAUCACACAGCAUCCAUAUUAGCAAAUGGAUAUAUAUUAGUUACUGGUGGAUUUAACGGUGCUGCUGCUCUCAAGAGUGCUGAAUUGUACAAUCCAUCAUCAGGCACUUGGACAAUCACAGGAAGCAUGAAUGUUGCACGAGAAGAUCACACAGCAUCCACAUUAGCGAAUGGAUCAGUAUUAGUUGCUGGUGGAAAAAAUGGUGUUUAUCUCAAUAGUGCUGAAUUGUACAAUCCAUUAACAGGCACUUGGACACUUACAGGAAACAUGAGUACCCCCCGAUAUUUUCACACAACAUCCACAUUGGAAAAUGGAUUAAUAUUAGUUGUUGGUGGGCAGAACAGUAAUGUUUAUCUCGAUAGUGCCGAAUUGUACAAUCCAUCAACAGGCAUCUGGACAACUACAGGAAGCAUGAAUGACGCAAGAGCUCAUCACACAACAUCCCUAUUAGCAACUGGAUCAGUAUUAGUUGCUGGUGGAUCUAACCGUGUUGCUGGUGAAUUCCACGAUGCUGCUCUCAAUAGUGCUGAAUUAUACAAUCCAUCAACAGGUACUUGGACAACUACAUCAAACAUGAGUAUCGCACGAGAAAUUCACAUAGCAUCCACAUUAGCAAAUGGAAAAGUAUUAGUUACUGGUGGACUGUACAGCGGUGUUUAUCUCAAUAGUGCGGAGCUUUAUUAA